CCCACACGCUUUUCCGAAAGUCAUAAAAGUCGCGCCGGCCUCGCGAUGUCAGUUUCUCGAAAUCCCGGUCAUCCUCUUCUCGUCUCAAGUUCCUGGGUGUUCUGCAUGGCUCUUUCGUCCUGACUUCUUCACCGCUGCACUGGUACCGCAUCGCCUUGGGGGUUUUGUAUGACGAGGGACGGAAUUGAUUCCGGUUUUAUUCCCGCUGGCUGCUAGUAUACCGUACAAUAGUAUAGCCACCUUUUCGCUGCAAAAUUGGGAUUACAGUCUCAAGGCUUAAGGUCUCAGUUGCAGGGAAACCAGGGCGAUGUCAGCUUCUGCAGUCCAAGAGAAGAGGCAGUUGGGGGACUCGUCAAUUCAACCGCACUCAAAUGCGUCAUCGGAAGGCUGGCACGACGAAGAGAAGGGCCAAGACGACACACGGCAAAACUCAGUUGCACUAGAUUCACACGAUGCACACGAUCUCGAAACCAUAGAAACACGGUCAUUAGCGGGCUCCCAACUGCCGCCACCACCUGAUGGCGGUCUUCAUGCGUGGCUGAAAGUGUUCGGUGGAUUUUUGGUCUACAUCAACAUCUGGGGUUUCACACUUGCUUACGGCACUUUCCAGUCCUACUACACCUUCACUCUACUCCCAGACCAGUCGCCAUCAUCGAUAUCAUGGAUCGGAACCGUCCAAGGCUGGCUUCUCAUUGUAGUCGGGGUCUUGUCAGGCCCGCUCUUCGAUCUUGGCUACUUUAGGUCUAUGUUGUACAUCGGCAACUUCCUCAUCGUAUUCGGCAUCAUGAUGCUUAGUCUUUGCAAGACUUACUGGCAGGUAUUCCUUGCGCAGGGUAUCUGCAUGGGACUAGGGGCUGGCCUCUUAUACAUCCCGAGUCUUGCGCUGGUAGGUAUCUGGUUCGAGAAAAAGAGAGCGGUGGCCUUGGGUAUCGUAAUGAGUGGGAUCGCUGUUGGCGGAGUAAUCUACAUUAUCAUGUUUGACAAACUAAUCCACCGCGCGGGUUUCCCCUGGACCAUCCGCGCGAUCGGCUUCGUCGCCCUCGCCUGCGCUCUUCUCUCCUUCCCCGCGCUCCUCUCCGGCUCCUCCAUCCUCGCGCGCCCCCGCAAACGCCGCGCUCUCUUCGACGCCUCCGCCGUCAAAGACAAGCUGUUUCUGCUCUUCACGGCGUGUACCUUCUGCAACUUCCUCGGCUACAUUGUGCCGUACUUUUACAUUCCUACGUUCGCGCAGGAAAAACUGGGGUCCAGUUCCAGCGUGUCGCUGUACAUGCUCAUUGGCGCUUUGGCGGGAAGUUUCUUCGGACGUAUCGGGAGCGGAGUGAUGGCGCAUUACGUUGGGAGUAUUGUGACGUGGGGGUUAUGUGCGCUGUCCAGUGGGAUUCUAGCGCUUUGCUGGAUUAGUAUUGAGACGGAGGCCUCUUUCAUCGCGUUCAGUGUGUUCUGGGGGUUUCUGUCAGCUGCGCUCGUGACGCUUCCUUCCGCUGCGUUCGCAAACAUCUGCCCAGAUAUGUCGAGGCUAGGGACCCGCCUCGGCAUGUCGUGGAGCGUCUCUAGCAUAGCUACAUUGAUCGGAUCGCCGAUAGCGGGUGCGUUACUCAAGACGAAAGCGAAUGGCGAAACGAAUUUUCUGGGGCCACAGCUUUGGUCUGGGAUAUGUCUUUUGGUCGGGUCUGCGUGCUUAGUGGUACUGUGGGCUGUUACCAAGAAGACGAUGAAUACUGGGUGGAGGAUCUAGCAUUCAAUUGAGCGGGGCCGAUUGCAAGAACAUGAUGAAUUGGCUUCUUGAACUUCCUCUCCGGC
Messenger RNA from Paraphaeosphaeria sporulosa, 1800 nucleotides. RefSeq names its product MFS monocarboxylate transporter-like protein. The record is from RefSeq and is a predicted model, not a curated record. The transcript is spliced from 5 exons. NCBI's taxonomy places the organism in Eukaryota, Fungi, Ascomycota, Dothideomycetes, Pleosporales, Didymosphaeriaceae. Gene Ontology annotation, molecular function: transmembrane transporter activity. The coding region runs from base 308 to 1735 and encodes 475 amino acids. Gene Ontology annotation, cellular component: fungal-type vacuole membrane. Gene Ontology annotation, biological process: transmembrane transport.